GUGCUGAUUGGCUGAUCACACACAGGAGGUGAAGGUUGAAAUUUCUUUCUGUCAAAAACUGUCAACAGAGGAGAACAGCAUUGUUUUCAGUUUCAUACAUAAAUGCCUUCGUUUGGACUUCGCUGUAGUUAGCCCAGACAAUACCGUCAUGAGUGGUACAGUCCGACAGAUCACUGUAGCUACUGAUCCAGACCUCCCUUACUUCCUGCGAGUGGACUGGGCAUUAGACCUGGGUGCUGGGUUCACUUUGGCUCUCACUGAUGGCAACUCGGCAUGGAUCGGAGAAGUUUCAGAAGAUGAGGUGACAAGAGAGGCCAACGAUAUGGGAGCCACAAGAGAAAGAUAUGUUGAGGAUCUUCUUCAAGCGCUAACAGGAGGUGAAGGAGGAAGAGGAAGAGGAGGAAGGAGUGGAGGCGACAAGGAGGUGUAUUCUUUUCACUUCAGUCCAGAUCAUCUCUCAUAUCAGAAGAUCUGUAAUGACAUCUCGGUGCACUUGGGUUCAGUAGAGCUCCAGCCAGCUCCGGACCCUCUGGAGCUGAACCGGGAGAUGAUUGGCCAGUCCCUAAAGCGCAGAACAGAUCUGGAGUCAAAAAACUGCCAGCUGUUGAAGGAGAACUGUAGACUGAAACAGGAGCACCAGAGAAUACUCAGAGAGCUGGAGCAGCAGGUUGAGGAUAAGGAGAUGUUGGAGGAGAAGCUGUACUCACGUUUUGUCAUGGUACUGAAUGAGAAGAAGGCCAAGAUCAGAGGCCUGCAGGAUGCUCUCCGCCAGCUCCAACAGACUGAUGGCCAGCAGAGAGAUGAGGAAGGGAGACAAAGUGACUAUGACACAACUCACGAUGAAGACGACAGUCAGAACAGAAGAGAGGAGACAGUUCAGAGCAUCCAUCCAUCUCAGGAACCAACUAUUCUCAUCACAGGUUGUAAUCUGGUGUGCCAGGGCAUCACUCUGGACCGGACCUUUUCUGAUGAUGAAGAUGAACAACCGAGCCGGAAGCGUAGAUUGUGUCACACCCCGAGCCCGGAACCUUCUGAAUAAAAGGAAUAAAACCACAGAUGAUAUCCAGGACUCAUCAUGAACAUGAUUAAAGCCCUAAAUCUAAGGUUUUUCCUGAUGAACAGGUUUUCUUGAUCCCUCUCCAGCUACUGGCAAGCUACUUUCGGUUAGUCAACCCUCACCUCGAUACUCACAACCAAAACAGUGACAACCAGGCAACAGCGUCCUGGAGGUAUCCCCAGAGUUGAUGCCAGAUUUUGUCCCAGAUUGAGAAAGCAGUUCUCAGAAAGCCUGAGCAUGUCACUGCCAUCUGGUUUGCUUUAACUGUGACAAUUACCUGCCACAGCUCUCAGGAGAGACUUUUUGUUUGUCUCUCGUCUUCAAUAAAUCAAAAGACGAACAAUUAAUGACGCUAUCUUUUUUCCAAACACUCCAGACUGCGUGCUCCAUUCGGAGCUGCCGUCAAGACUUUGCCUAGAUGCGUUAGUGGUCAUGUGAUAACAGGCACUUAACGCCCUCCAGUGCUUCCUCGGGAACUGCUAGCGCUGCUAAUGACUUAGAGAACAUGGUAGAGAAUCUGGAGCAGGAGUAUGGAAGCAAUUUCUCAAGAGUUUGACUUCGCCCUGAGCUCGAAUUUGGCUGCCACGCCCCUCGACCUUGGCUCUGUGUGAGACCGGAGCAAGCGUAACAACUACUGAGGGACAACAGGUUACACCCAGAAAACAGGGUGUCACCAACAACCAGCCGAAGCUGCUUUGUUGCUGCUUAUUCAUCAUGUCUCGCUGAUGUUUUCCUCCCUCUUUUCAUUAUGAACAUAAACCAUGCGCCAUCUCUUUCAUUUCCACUUUCUAAACUAGCAUUUUGCGAACAAUAAUUUGACCUCCCCCUUGUUUCUCGUUUUCAUCUGCCCUUUUAUUCUCUAGAUGUUCUGUGGCCCAAACUACCUGAGGGGUGUUUUGGCAGAGGGUUAAUAGGGUUGUGUUCUUUCUCUGUCUUCACCUCUUCACCUCUUCCUUUACCUCUGCUACCAGCUUUAGGUCCUGAGGUCAUCACAGUGUGUCUUCACACUGACAGUAAUGAACCUACGGAGACCCAUUCAGGGACUUUAUCUGAACAUUCUACCUUUGACUUCUGGACCUUCAUGCUGUCUUUUACGGUUUUGAUGAUACCUAAAUGUCUGCUGAAGACCACGGGUGGCCGACGCCUGGAUAAUCCCACAACACGCGCUUGCUGGUUUAGUAAUCCCCACAGGAAUGUCACACUUUCUCCUCUACACAUCCCAUAGAUAAGGCAUUUUAUAAAGGGAGGCCCAGAUCAGUUUCUGAAGAUCAUUUACAGAUGAGUGAGUGCAUAACAACUCGCGAUGAGGAUGAGACAAAGUGUGAAAGAUUAGGAAACUAUACUGAAUGUGUCAGUCAGUGGUUUCAUUAAAAAUAUUACAAUAGCAUGCUGAGUUAUUGAAUGCAGAAUAUUGUAAAACAGGCAUAUUUGUGUUCUUUCCGUAUUUUGAAGAAAAGGAACAUAUAAAAAAAGGAAGGGUCAUUGCAUCACUGAACUCACAUUGGUGCCAAGGCUGGUAGUAUUCAACAUGUAUUUGAUUGUAAUAGAGCAUCUUUGUUAUCAAUAACUAACCAACCAUCAAACUGUUGAUGAUAUUCAGGAGGGCUAAGGUUAUCCAGCUCUCUUAAUAAUAAUGUUUUAUAUUAUUGUCAGGAGGAAGCAGUAAUUGUCAAAUUGCAAAUGCCUCUAUAAAUCUGGACCUUUAUACCGAUACUUGCAAUAUUUGAAUGUCACAAUGAUGUAAUGACCCUUACUUUAUAUGUUCCUUGAUUUUGAAUUGAACCUGAUGAUACAAUUGUAUUAUAUUAAAGACAUUCUAAAUGUUUCAAUCAGUUGAUUCACAAAUAUAUAUUUUUAUUUUAUUUUAGAUAUAACAAAUGUUCCCUGGAAAUGUAUUACAAAUACAUAAAGGAUAGAGUAAUAAUUUAAUAUGUGAAAUGUAAAUGUUUUUGAAACGUCUACUGAGUUAAAAUCUGUUGUGAAUUGUCUCACAAGACAAGGCAUGUUAAUAUCAACCUGACUUGAAUAAACAUUUUACUUUGCAAUG
Sebastes umbrosus (honeycomb rockfish) is the source of this 3104-nucleotide messenger RNA. RefSeq names its product DNA repair protein XRCC4-like. Lineage: Eukaryota; Metazoa; Chordata; Actinopteri; Perciformes; Sebastidae. Gene Ontology annotation, biological process: positive regulation of ligase activity; response to X-ray; double-strand break repair via nonhomologous end joining. Gene Ontology annotation, cellular component: DNA-dependent protein kinase-DNA ligase 4 complex; DNA ligase IV complex; nucleus. The record is from RefSeq and is a predicted model, not a curated record. The coding region runs from base 149 to 1039 and encodes 296 amino acids. Gene Ontology annotation, molecular function: DNA binding. The transcript is spliced from 8 exons.